ACAUAUAGGCAUUCAAGUUAUUCUUGUGUGUUGUAACAUUUGGUCUUUCGGUAGAAGCACAUGGAAACAAACUAUAUCAAGAACUGUGUAGGAGUGUAACUUGUCAUCAGUGAUGUGAAGUUCAGUGUUGGAAGCAGUUUUGUAUGACUUGGUGCUGAUGUUUGAGAAUGCUACACUGAAGUCAUUGUUAUAUUUGUUUUGAAAGGGGGAUGGUGUGUGUACUAGAAGAAGGCGAGGCACUGUGCAUUAUUCAAGAUCUCACGUCUGCCACAACUGGCACUAAGAGGAAACUGUUGCUACCCGUCUCAUCUACGGUCCAGGAAUUGUUUCAGGAGGUUGGACAGAUCUUCCAUUAUGAUCCUGAAAAUUUUGAACUCAUCUUAGACUGCACUUCAGAUGGACAAUCGAUUAUCCUCAAUGAACAUAAGGAAAAGACCAUCAGUGCAGUGGGUGUGAACUGUGACUCUGGAGCCCGGAACACAUUCAUAAUUACAGACAUGCCGACUGCGCCGAGACGCAAAGUUGUGCCAGUAUCUGGGGAUGGCGAAGAUGAUAUGCUGUUAGGGGCCUCGGCCAGUCCCACGGCAGCGGCGGACUAUGCUCAUCCGCCGCCUGCGCCCCCACCUCCUCCCCCUGUCGUCAGCAGUGGGGACUGUUCUUACGCCGCUGCUCUGAUCAAGCAUGACACAGGUUACGUUGGUUUGGUAAACCAAGCGAUGACUUGUUACCUCAACAGUCUCCUGCAGGCUUUGUACAUGACACCAGAAUUUCGCAAUGCUUUGUAUAAGUGGGAGUUUGAUGGAACCGACGCAGAAGCAGUAAAAUCUAUACCAUACCAGUUGCAGAAAUUGUUCCUCAAUCUGCAAACAUCGUCUAAAUCUGCUGUUGAAACAACAGAACUUACACGUAGCUUUGGAUGGGAUUCUAGUGAAGCCUGGCAGCAGCAUGAUAUCCAGGAGCUUUGUAGGGUUAUGUUUGAUGCCCUUGAACAGAAAUUUAAACACACGGACCAAGCUGAUCUCAUACAAAGACUCUACGAAGGAAAAAUGAUUGAUUAUGUUAAAUGCCUCGAAUGUGGCACUGAAAAGUCAAGGGAAGACACAUUUCUGGACAUCCCCCUUCCAGUACGGCCAUUUGGCAGUGCAGUGGCAUAUGGAAGUGUUGAAGAAGCGUUAAGAGCUUUUGUUCAGCCGGAGACUCUUGAUGGUAACAACCAGUACCACUGUGAAAAGUGCAACAAGAAAUGUGACGCUCACAAAGGACUGAAGUUUUCCAAGUUCCCUUACCUCCUCACAUUACACCUGAAGCGUUUUGACUUUGACUAUACCACGCUGCACCGAAUAAAACUCAAUGACAAGGUCGCUUUCCCAGAAAUACUCAACUUGAACAGCGUCGUCGCGUGCGCUGGCAACAGGGACGAGAGCGACGGCGUUCCUGAAGAAUCUGUAGUUAAGUGUGAUGACAGCAGCACUACUGACAGUGGUUCUGCUCUUGAUGAUGAAAGUUGUCAAGGAACUGAAACUGUCCUCAGUACACAAGAUGCAGAUUAUCAGGAGGACGAUGAAGGCAUAGACAUGAGUAAUGGGCCAAAUCAUCAUGAAAAUGAGAAGAACCGAAGACACACGAUGGAGAAGGGCCCUUACAUGUAUGAACUGUUCUCUAUUAUGAUUCACUCGGGAAGUGCAUCGGGUGGUCAUUAUUAUGCGUACAUCAAGGAAUUCAAGAAGGGCGACUGGUUCUGCUUCAAUGACCAGUCUGUUAACCGGAUUACAUAUGAUGACAUAACAAAAACUUAUGGUGGAGGACCAAUGAGGGGUUAUUAUUCUGGUGCUUAUAGUUCUAGUACCAAUGCUUACAUGUUAAUGUAUCGCCAGAUCGACAAAGAAAGAAAUUGCGAAGCUAUGUCCGUCGAUGAAUUUCCUUCUCAUAUCAAGGAUUUAUUACAAAAAAUUCAAAAACGUGAAGAAAAUGAACGCAUCCUCUGGGAGAAAGAAAUGGACAUGUGUAAAAUCAAGUUAUAUGCACACCAUCCAACCCAGAACCAAGUGGUAGAGUCAAAACUCUGCUGCCUCAGUAACGUUACCCUGCAGGAAGCUGCUGAGCUGGCACACAAGAAACUCCAUUUAGAAGGAGUAGUUCCCAUAGAGCGGUGCCGUCUAGUGAAUUAUGAUAGACUACAGGACACCAUCGAAUGCAGUUUCGAAGGCCGAGAAGAUGAUUCUGUAGGCGACAUUUUGAACGGUCUUCGUGGAAAUUCGAAAUACGACUUUCUUCUGGAGAUUCGCAAAGAUGGUGCUGAGUUUGAGACUUAUCAGCUUGGAGGUAUUUCAGCAAAAGUGUUUGUAGUGGAUCUUGAGGCUGAAGAAGUAGAUGGCCCUACCAUUGUGCGAGGGAAUAUCUUGCAGACGGUGGCAGAAUUUAAAGUCACAUUAGCCAAAGCCCUCCAGUUGGAUGCAAAAACCUUGAAAAUAGUUCUCGAGAAGUACAGGUACAGCAAUGAGCCAAGACUGUUGGACAAUGAUGAAAUAACACUGAAAUUUGAAGGAUUCUAUAAAUCUAAUAAGAUUUUUGUGGCUUCACGUUAUGAUGAUGAUCCAGAAAAAUCAUUUGUAAUUUCAAAACUGCGCAAAAUUAUUGAUAGGUUUGAACAUAUAGUAUGUCUUCGUAUGGUGCUACCAGAUACGGACAAAGAAACCCUGGAGAAGUUAGCAAUUCCUGUGCUGAACUUGGAUGUUAACCACAAUGGUAGUGGUAACUGCAAACUGUUAGAGGACAGUAGUACAAAUGAAGAAGCAACCGGCGCCGAUGGUGCUUCGGCGCUCGGUGUAUCUUCUCCUGCCAAUACUGGCAGCACUUUGCGUGACAGUUCCCCACAGCCUCCUGGCGAUGCAGAAGAUGAGGGGAUUGGUGCUACUGGACACAGUGAUCAAAGUGCCAGUGAGGACAGCAGCCUUACUGACAGUGACAGGACGCUAGUAGGUGAUGUCCCAGAUGAAUGUCUGGCUCAGCUAUCCAGUCCCAGCAAUUCUCCUGCAGGUUCAGAUCAGCAUAAUGUAUCAUCACCUGAAGAAGGCAAUACGAAUACAUAUCACUCAUUCACCAGAGAGCCGACAGCGAUGUGGGAUGAUGAUGAAAAGGAGACUGCUGGGGCCACAACUAAGUCUACUGCUUACUACUUCCGAGCAGUUCCGUAUAUUGAUGACGACAAUCAGAGAAUGCUAAAGGUGCUAGUAGACAAGAGAAUGUUCCUAGGGACCUUGAAGAAGGAUCUGGAACCGUAUGUUGGGGUUCCGGUUGAAUACUUCAAGAUAUACCGUCUUUAUUCUGGCCAACAAGAAUUUGAGUGUGCCCGUUUCAAAGAGAGUUUGGGCUCAUAUCACGAUGAUGACAAACUUAUAAUCAGGCUCGGCAGAGCUUUAAAGAAAGGUGAACAUCGAGGGAAAGUGUACCAACUCUUGCCUAAUGCAUCAGAGCCUAGUAAAUUCUUGUGUGACUGGAUUCUUGGCAAAGGGAUGAAGGUUGGUGAAAUGAAAAAGGAAAUCCUCCAAGAAAUUAAAAGAAAGUAUUCGAUAGAUAUUCCAUAUGACAGGUGUCGUCUUCGAAAGAAGAGUUGGAAGAAUCCAGCAAAAAUUUAUCUUGAUCAUCAGCAAUUUGAGGAUAUUGGCCUGUUCCCAAACUGGGAGAUGUUCCUGCAAGAACUACCUGAACCGGAGAAAGUCACAUCUAAUGAUCAGCUAGUGCUCUUUGUGCGUCACUGGUGCCCUGCAGAACUUGAACUAAAGCCCCUCCAGGAGGUAGUAUUUGAUGGAUCAUCAGUCGAAGAAUUGAAGACCAAGUUGUCCGAUUUUAGUGGCAUCCCAAUUGAAUAUUUGGAAUUUGCCAAGGGACAAGGCUCAUUCCCCUGUGAAGUGUCAGUUCUUAUUCUACACACUGAGCUCGACUGGAGUUUUCAGUCAUCAUCACUUGAUACUUGGCCACUUCUCAGCCUUGAAGAUGGACAAGUUAUUUUUUACAGGGACAGAAGAGAAGAACUGAAACAACCUUCAAGCCAAGAUCUUAAAGAUAUCGCUAAUAAGGAAGGUUCCCGUGUGAACAGAUUUGGUAGUACGUUGUCUGCUUACUCGCCUCGUAAGGAGCGCGCUCUAAAAAUAUAUCUGGAUGCAUCGCCAAGAAGAUGCGAUGAUGUGGAUGUUGACUGAAAUGUGAUUUGUAACUUGAAGUGGCUAACUCAUGCGUGUAUUGGAGUUUUGCAUAAUACCGUAAUUAUAAGCUGACAUUGCAUUAUGAAAUAUCAUUACACAUUUGUGGUAUGGUGAUAGUGUAUCAAUAGUCACCCGUGCAUUUGUGUGCCGAUGGAAACUGCAGCGUGUAAUCUUGAAUAUUGGCAGGGGGGGGGGGCAUUCUUUUUGGAUUCAGACCGACUUCUGCUUCAGGCACUGUGGGACCCAUGGUAUUUUAUUUAUUGCAUAAUGUGCUAUGUUGUGUGCUGAUACUGUGUGGCACUGAUAUCAGCAACCAUUUGUUUCAUUGUCCAAU
Zootermopsis nevadensis is the source of this 4536-nucleotide messenger RNA. RefSeq names its product ubiquitin carboxyl-terminal hydrolase 47. The record is from RefSeq and is a predicted model, not a curated record. Gene Ontology annotation, biological process: protein deubiquitination. Lineage: Eukaryota; Metazoa; Arthropoda; Insecta; Blattodea; Termopsidae. Gene Ontology annotation, molecular function: cysteine-type deubiquitinase activity. Gene Ontology annotation, cellular component: nucleus; cytosol.